AUGGAUGAAGCCGUCCAUACCGAGACGGUCACUGAACUGUCUGAAGGGGAUCGAGCGUUUCUCGCGAGCUUCACCGACAUGCAGAAGAAAAAGGUCAUGUGGAAGCUCGACAUCAGACUCGUGCCCAUGCUCGCGUUCCUCUACCUCAUCGCAUACCUUGACCGAGCCAAUAUUGGUAACGCCAAGAUCGAAGGUCUCAUGGAAGAUCUUAACCUGAAUGGCACUCAAUACAACAUUGCGCUUUCCGUCUUCUUCGUCCCGUAUAUCUUGUUGGAAAUGCCUAGCAACACACUCUUGCUCAGGUUCAAGCACCCUUCGUACUACAUCGGCACCAUUGUCACUCUGUGGGGUAUCGUCAUGACCCUCACGGGCCUUGUCAAGAAUUUUGGAGGUCUUGUGGCAUGUCGUAUUUUGCUGGGUGUUUUUGAAUCCGGCUUCUUCCCUGGCGCCGUCUUUACCAUUUCUCGCUGGUAUCUGCCACACGAAAACCAAGUUCGGAUCGCACUCUUCUACUCUGCAAGCGCCCUUGCCGGCGCUUUUUCAGGUCUCCUUGCGUUUGCUAUCGCCAAGCUCGACGGUGUAGCCGGCAUCGAAGGGUGGAGAUGGAUAUUCAUCCUCGAAGGCAUUGCUUCAGUCAUUGCAGGUGUUUUGACCUUCUUCCUCCUGAUCGACACCCCGGAGCUUUCGGGAUGGCUCACCCCCGACGAAAAGAAAUAUCUUACCCUUCGACAGUUUGCUGUCCAGGGAAACAGUAUGCGGGUGCGAGCAGCUGAGGAGUCGCGCAAGUGGGAGAUUGCCAAGUCAGUCCUCGUCGAUUGGCAACUCUAUCUUCAGGCGCUGGUCUAUUGGUCGAAUACCGUCCCGAAUUACGGCAUGAAAUUUACCAUGCCUCAGAUCAUCAAAAACAUGGGUUACACCAGCAGCAACGCGCAGCUGCUAACUGUCCCACCUUAUGUCAUCGGUGCCAUCUCGGCUUUUGUCUCGGGAAUCCUCUCAGAUCGCUUCAAAUGGCGAAUGCCCUUUAUCGUCACAGCCCAGACGCUAGUGCUCAUCUCAUUUGCAGUCUUGUUCGCGAAGGCUGAUGCCAUCUCUGAUAACAUACCAGUUUGCUACUUUGCAAUUAUACUUGCGAAUAUUGGCUUCUAUCCAAUCAACCCAGGUGGCAAUGCUUGGACUCUGAACAAUCUUGCUGGGCCGACCAAGAGGGCACAGGGUAUUGCGUACAUGAUUUGUCUCGGCAACAUUGGUGGCAUUAUCGGCAGCUAUAUCUACAUCGAGGAUGAAAAGCCUACCUAUCCCACUGGUUUUGGAUCCUCCCUUGGCUUCGCAGGCCUUGGUGUACUUGCCUGUAUCCUCUUGGAGUUCUUCUAUUGGAAGAUCAACCGUAGCCGAGCGGCUCUGGAUGAAGAUCAAAUUCACCAACAUUACUCGGAUGAAGAAUUGGAGAAGAUGGGGGACCGCUCUCCUCUCUUCCGUUACACACUCUAG
Molecule: messenger RNA, 1488 nt
Organism: Fusarium oxysporum Fo47
Lineage: Eukaryota; Fungi; Ascomycota; Sordariomycetes; Hypocreales; Nectriaceae
Product: major facilitator superfamily domain-containing protein
Exons: 5
Coding region: 1-1488 (495 amino acids)
Biological process (GO): transmembrane transport
Cellular component (GO): membrane
Molecular function (GO): transmembrane transporter activity
Source: RefSeq, a predicted model, not a curated record